Molecule: messenger RNA, 1424 nt
Organism: Macrosteles quadrilineatus (aster leafhopper)
Lineage: Eukaryota; Metazoa; Arthropoda; Insecta; Hemiptera; Cicadellidae
Product: zinc finger protein 280D-like
Exons: 4
Coding region: 158-631 (157 amino acids)
Source: RefSeq, a predicted model, not a curated record
UUGUGUUGUUGUUGUGUUUGUGAAUUGUUUUGUAUUGUGAGCUCUGUGAAUGAGUGAACCUGUGUUUUGUAUUUACUGUAUUAGUAAAAAAAAAAAAACUAAUUUAAACUACCAAUUUCUGGCUACACAAUUUUAGAGUACAGGUAAGGUGUCCAUUAUGCAGCCAGGCAUGAGUAACCCAGGAGCGAUUCGCCAGCGAGGUAGAUUUACAAGGUUCACAUGCCAGAUAUGUGACAAAGUGUUUGCAACACAAGAAACUCUGAAUCAACAUGUGGCUACGCAUCGUUCACCAGGAAAACUACCUUUCAGAUGUAACCUUUGUAACGCUCAGUACCCAUCACGGCAGGGACUGGACCAGCACAAGCUGACAUAUCACCGCAAUGCUGGCCAGCAGCAAGGCUCGGAAAUGGUAGCUCCUGUAGUGGAUAUCAACAAGCCUGGUGUGAUUGAAAAGCUGGCCAGUGUAGGCAUCCGCCACUACAUAUCGCUGUCGCAGAUCAGCGGCCAGCCCAACGGUAUCUACGGAAUGCCUAUAGUGUCUAUUGACAGUGCCCGUAACCCUGCUCAGUCUAACUCUGGCCGCGGCGACCCCAGUACAUUGUCUUUGGGACCUCCCAAGCCUAUCCGAUAAGAAUCUCAGUUGUGUGGAGUUUAUGCUUGACACAACUUGUGGAUAUCUAUGUUGUUCAGUGACUGAUUUCAGACAUAACCUAUGCAAAUGUUUGUUGCGUCAGUGACUGACUGUUUUCAAUGUUUUUGUUUGAAAUGACAAGGGAAUCAGUUUUGAGAAUCUUCCUUGCAAUCUUCCUCUGAUUCUGUCGUUGCAUUCUGAGAUUUACAGAAUCAAAUGUAGAAUGUUUAAGCUAAACAAUUAGAUUUGACUCAUUUUGUAUACCCUAUUUGUGUCAAUACUGACUUGGUAAUACAACUGUAAUUAGGGGGGGAAAAUACUUUACUCUAAAAAAAAUCUUGAUCGAGGAAUUCAGAAGCAUUAAUAAACUUUUUAAUACUAGAGUGACAUUUUCUCUUUUGUUAUUAUUGGCGUUAUUUUACUUUUGUCCUUAGGUUUUUUGCACUUGUUAAGUUAGUUGUGAUGUUUUUAAUUUAAAAAAUGUUAUUCUGUUAUAAAAUUAUAACAUUAUUUCUACAUUAAAUCAUUAACCCUUUCAGUGCUAUGCAAUGAUAUAUCGUUGUGCGUCUUUUUCCCGAAAAGUGCCAUGGAACCACUUAGCACUUUUGAGAUGAAAAAUUUGAUUUUUACUGAUUAUUUUUUUUCGCACACUAGACUUUGCCUCCGUGGCAAGCCUAGCACUUUUCGGACAAAAUAAGUAAAUAACUCUUGCGUUUUGUAUAAAUGAUGUUUUAUGACGGAAUUAAAACACAUAAUUUUAGAUGAUAAAGGCACAGAUUUAUUAUUGAUUAAU